This is a messenger RNA of Podospora anserina S mat+, 1485 nucleotides long. RefSeq lists its product as uncharacterized. The coding region runs from base 1 to 1485 and encodes 494 amino acids. Lineage: Eukaryota; Fungi; Ascomycota; Sordariomycetes; Sordariales; Podosporaceae. The transcript is spliced from 2 exons. The record is from RefSeq and is a predicted model, not a curated record. Gene Ontology annotation, biological process: intracellular monoatomic cation homeostasis; intracellular signal transduction; protein phosphorylation. Gene Ontology annotation, molecular function: ATP binding; protein serine/threonine kinase activity.
AUGUCAACCGCCGCCGAUGCCAAGCCUCCCUCCACGAGGUCCUCCCAGGCCCCGUCAAUUAAGUCGGUCGAUAUCCCGCCCAGGUCUCCCAACCUGAACGGUUUGACCGAGCAGCCCGCAAAGCCCGUGGAGAAGGCGUCUGUAAAAGACCGUCUGACGCGCAUGUUCUCGACCAGAGACGCUGCCUCUCGCGCCGCAUCCACCGACGGCAAGCCCACUCCCAGCACCGGCACCCCUGGCAACACUUCCCCGCCGCCCUCGAGGCCCUCGGCCCCAGAACGUAAGGGUUCGAUUGCGUCAGACAAGUCGCCUGCCCCGACCACUGCGACAGCGAGCAAGUCCAAAUUGGCAAACGGCAAGGAUGGCCACUUGCAGCGCUUCAUGCUUCUCCCAGAUCCUCCCGGAGGACACGAGCACCACCUCAAGUCGUCGCGUCGCCAGGAGAGGUUAACCGACAUGAUCAAGGGGCUGCUCGGCCGGAAGUCUGAACCGCAGCAUGCGGCGCCCGAGAAUGACCUUUCGCUCGUCUCCAACUGGGUCGACAAUCUGAAGCGGGAAAAGGAAGGAGGCUCUUCGGCUUCGGACAAGAAGGCGGCGAACGGAGCCGGUGGCUUGGUGGAGAAGUACGGCAAGUGCCAGGAGGUGGUGGGCCGCGGCGCUUUCGGCAUCGUGAGAAUUUCCCACAAGAAGAUGGAGAAUGGUGUCGGCGAGAAGCUGUUCGCCGUCAAGGAGUUCCGCAGGCGUCCAGAGGAGACCGAAAAGAAGUAUAGCAAACGUCUUACGGCCGAGUUCUGCAUCUCUUCGUCUCUCCGCCAUCCCAACGUCAUCCACACGCUGGACCUGGUUAAGGACUCAAAGGGCGACUAUUGCGAGGUGAUGGAGUUCUGCGCCGGUGGUGAUCUUUACACCCUUGUCCUGGCGGCAGGCAAGCUCGAGGUUCAGGAGGCGGACUGCUUCUUCAAGCAGAUGAUGCGUGGCGUGGAAUACAUGCACGAGAUGGGAGUUGCCCAUCGCGAUCUGAAGCCAGAAAACUUGCUUCUCACCACCAACGGCGGGCUCAAAAUUACGGAUUUCGGAAACGGAGAGUGUUUCCGCAUGGCCUGGGAGAACGAUGCGCACAUGGUGUCGGGCUUGUGCGGCUCGGCCCCUUACAUUGCUCCAGAGGAGUACAUCGACAGGGAAUUUGAUGCCCGCGCUGUGGACGUCUGGGCUUGCGGUGUCAUUUACAUGGCUAUGCGGACUGGUCGUCACCUCUGGCGUGUGGCCAAGAAGGACGAGGAUGAAUUCUAUGAUCGGUACCUUGAAGGACGGAGGGAUGAAGCGGGCUAUGGCCCGAUAGAGUCGUUGCACAGGGCCCGCUGCAGGAAUGUGAUUUACUCCAUCCUCGACCCAAAUCCGUCUAGAAGAAUCACAGCCUCGCAAGUCCUCAAAUCUGAGUGGGGCCGUGAGAUAAAACUGUGCAAGGCUGGUGAAGAAGGUCUUUAA